AUGAUCAAUUAUAAAAAUAAGGCAUAUUAUGAUAUAAAUAAAAAUGAUAGGAUUGAAGAAAAUAACGAAAUAGAAAACAUAAAUUGCAAAUUUAAAGAAAAGAAAAAAUUCACAGAGAAUGAUGUUAAAGCACUUUCAAAAUUGAUAGAGAAAUAUAAUAUAGGGAAAAACUUUGCUUGUUUUGGUGGAGCAUUUGCUAGAUUUGCAAAUGAAGCAAUUGCAUUUAAUAAAAAAGAAUUUAAGCCACGUUUAGGUAUUCAUAUGAAUGAUUAUUUAUUUAAUAAUGACAUAUUUGAAAAUAAUUUUAUAAAAUUAAUUCAUUUUUCGAGAUGGCAUAUUCUUGUAUAUUUAUCUAAUAGGAAAUUAUAUGUAUAUAAACAUAGUAGAUACUUAUGGCAUUUAGAUCAUUUUAAUGAAUGGAAAAAUAUAGAAAUUCCUACAGAUAAUGAAAUUACAAAUAUUCAAGUAGUUUCAUGUAAUUAUCAAGGUGAUAUAUAUUUUGAUAAGAUAAAUAAAGAUAAUAUGAUACAAAAUGAAAAUAAUUUAUGUAAUGAGAAAAUAUCGAAGAAUAAUAUAUUUGAUCCUAUAAAUAUUUUCUGCAUUAGCUUAAUAGAUAAUCAAAAUAAUUUAUAUGUAGGUUUAAAUAUUAAUAUUGAUUCUAAUAAAAUGAAUAUCAAGCAAAUUAAAAUGGUAAUACCAGAAAAAUUCCUAAAACAAAAUUUAGAAUUCAAUGCUUUAUUUGUUAGUUUACCAGAGUUAAAUGAUUAUGAUAUAAAAAAUAACAAUGUAGAUUUAAAAUUUUCUACUAUUUUUGAAUUAUCAUAUAAUUAUACUAGCGAAAGAAAGAAAAGAAAAAGAACUAAUGAUAAGUAUUUAAAACUUCAUAUAAAUCAUAAUAAAGAAAGAAAAAAUUAUUAUCAAUUCAAUAAAGCAUAUAAAAACUACUCUAGUGAUAGUUGCGAAUAUAUACACAUAAUAAAUAACAAUAACGUUAAUAAAAAUAUAAAAAGUGGUGAUAACAUAAAUAAUGUUAAUAAUUUGAAAAACAUCAAUAAAAAUAAUGAUUUUAGCAAUAAUAUUAAUAAUAAUCAUUUUAAGGUAAAUUCAUGUGGAGAUUGUUGUAAAUUAAAAGAAGAAAUAAUAAAAAAGCACAAAAAUUAUAAUAAUAUUAAAUUAGAAUUAAAUAAAAAAAGUGGAGUUAUUAAUAAUGAUGCAGUCAAUAAUUAUUUGAAAAAAGAAAAAGGAAGUAUUUUAGAGUAUUCUAUAAAAAUUGCAAGAAGUGUGAGUAACAAAAACGAAGCAAAUGAUCAAUUUACAGAAAAUGAUAUUGAUAGUACAAUUGAUGAAGAGAUUGAUAACGAUUAUAUAAAUAAGAAAAAUUACUUUUUAUAUAUCAAAAUAUCUGAUAAUGUAAAAUUUAAAAAAAAGUUAAUAAAUUCAAAACCCAAAAAAUUAAUUAGUGGAACGUCUUGCAAUCACGGUUGUGUUUUAUUUGAAAACAAAGAAAUUUAUUUUUGGAUAUAUAAAAAAGGAAAUCCAUUAAAUAUUUCAAAUAAAGAUGAGAAAAUAUGUACUGAUACGAAAAGCAAUUUUAUUACUUUUAAAAAAUUAAAAUCUCCUAAAUUAAAAAUAAUAGAAGUUAUUUAUUGUAAUAAUACAUAUAUAAUGUUAUCAGAAGACAAAAAUAUUUAUAUUUUGAAAUUGCCAUUUUUACAAAAUUUAAGAGCUGUUAAUUUCUUUUUUUAUUUAAAUAAUUAUUUGUUCAAAAAAACAAAUUUUAUCCAUAAUACUGGUAUGUUGACUCUUGACAAAAUAAAAAAAGAUGAUUUAAUUAAAAUGUAUUUGACAGAUUACAUUUUAAUUACUAUUCAUAACACAAAAGAUAUUUAUUUUACACCAAUAUUAUUUGAGAAUAUAUAUAAUUAUAAAGAUACUCAAUAUAUUGAUGUAUUAUCAACCAAAUAUGAAUAUCAGAUUAAAAAUUUAAUAAAAAAUCUUGGUGAGUUUAAUAUAAAUGGAUUAGAGAAAUUAUUUUCUCAGGAAGAAAAAAUGAGGUUCCCUAAUUUAACUAAAUAUAAAAUGAUUCGAAUUUGCGCUGAGAAAAAAAAUUCAUUUACAUUAUACGUAAGCCCUAAUGCAUUAAUUGUUUGUAUAUAUAAUUUAUUUGAAUAUUAUGAUAUAUUAAAUACUUCUAUUUCUAAUUUUUUGAGUAAGUAUUAUAUUGUAUAG
Messenger RNA from Plasmodium relictum, 2229 nucleotides. RefSeq names its product conserved Plasmodium protein, unknown function. Lineage: Eukaryota; Apicomplexa; Aconoidasida; Haemosporida; Plasmodiidae. The transcript has 3 exons. The record is from RefSeq and is a predicted model, not a curated record. Bases 1 to 2229 code for a protein of 742 amino acids.